Scylla paramamosain (green mud crab) is the source of this 2937-nucleotide messenger RNA. RefSeq lists its product as uncharacterized. The record is from RefSeq and is a predicted model, not a curated record. NCBI's taxonomy places the organism in Eukaryota, Metazoa, Arthropoda, Malacostraca, Decapoda, Portunidae. The transcript has 12 exons. The coding region runs from base 155 to 2536 and encodes 793 amino acids.
GCAGUGGCAGGCAUCAAGGAUGGUGGCAAGCAGUGAUGUCGGGUGGCACGCGAGGCGUCAGUGUGUGGUGGUGGGCAGCAGUGCCAAGGGGUGCAGCCAAGUCUGUCUCAGCAGCCAGAGAUUAGCAAGAUUGGCGGGGACAUCGUAAAGCACCAUGCUUUACUUGGUGGUGGGCGUGGCCGCGAUCACCUGGUUGCUGUUGUGGUCCACCACGCCGCCGCCGCGGCUGCUGGGGGUGUACAGUCGGCCUGGCUUCUGGUACUGGCUCAAGGUCGUCAUCUUUUACAUCAUAGUCAAAGUCCGUCGUUGGAGUAACAAGACGGGGUCGGGAGCUGAAGUUGGAUAUGGUGUCAAAGCUCGCGACAAUGUGGAGUUAAUGGAGUGUGUGCAGCCACUCUCCGACCACCCUAAGGCCAUUGAUGCUGUGUACUUCAAUGGAGCCAAUGAGAGUGGUCAUUAUCUGGUGGUUGCCACAGCUCGACGGCCAAAGGGGAUCAUCAAUGGUCUCCUGUUUAUCAGGGUGCCUGGCUUGGGACUGCUACAGUUGCCCAAGAUGCCAGACACAAUGCUGUUUGGAGAUGGGGAGCAGUUUGCUGCUGAGGGCUUGCGCAUCACCCCAGUGAAGCCCAUGUCUGUUUGGAAGAUUCAGUAUGAAGGACCCAUGAAGAUGAAGGACAGCCCCUUGUCCAGGCUGAACGUUAAGUUGGACAUCAAGUGGACUAGUAAACAACCCUACUUCGACUUCGAUACAGACAUGAAUGCGAGAGCUUUGGCGAGAAGCAUUGCCAGGGAACCGUGGUCCCGCCAAUACUUCCAACAACUCAGAGAAGCACAUCAGAGCCAUUAUGAACAGAUGGGCCGCAUGGAAGGCACAGUGGUGGUGGAAGGCCAUCCUUACAUUCUUAGGCUUGACUCAAUGAGGGACCACAGUUAUGGGCAUAAACGAGAGUGGAAGCUGAUGCACCGUUACGGCUUGCACAUGUUCGCCACCCAUGAUGGCCUACAGGGUAAUGUGGGCAUCAUUUGCCAGCCUGCCACAUGUACUCAGUUAGAAAUGGGGUACAUCAGUGAAGGUGGAAAGGUGACACCAGUCAGUAGUGUCAACCUCUCUCUGUGGCAGCAUGGUGAGAAUGGAUACCCACCCUCAGACUACUCUUUCUCUUUUGUGGCAGGUGGGAAGGAAUAUGUUGUAGAGGUGUAUGUAGUAGAGGCACCAGAGUUCUACAUUGGCUGGGAAUGGGAGACAAGAGUGGUAGAGCGCAUGGCCACCUACAGGAUAAAUGGUCGCAAAGGAUGGGGCCUUGCAGAGUGGGACUACCGUCAUCAUGGUGGUCGCCCUCGUGCAUACAGUUUCACUGAUCCUGCUUGGACAGCUGACCUUGUGAAAGAUGCUGAAGAAGAGAAAAUAACAGUGAAGUCAGAUGAUGAUCCCCAGUGUGUGGUUCACUAUCAUGGACUUGUGGAUGACAAAACUUCUCGAAUCAUUCUUUUGAGUGACAGAAGUUACAGCAAAUUAAUUGAAUACAAGAACAUCAGAGAAGAGUUGGGAGAUGAAGCCUAUCAUGAUCAGUGUGAGACUAUACCAUUGCCUGGCUAUGAUGCAAAGAAACAUGGGUACCACAGACCUUGUUACAUGAAAUUUAUCAAAAUUAAGGUACAAAAGGAGAAAAAUAAACAAGAAAAUAAUUCUGAAAGUGAGAGAGUAGUUAAAGAUGAAAAUAACUCUGAAAAUGAAACCAAAAUGAAAACUGAAAAUUAUAUUGAAAAUGAACCAAAAACUGCUGAUAUAUACCAUCUUGAAAAUGAAAGCAUCAAUGAUGAAAGUAACAUUGAAAACAAAAGAAAAUUUGAACGUGAUGAUAAUAUGGAAUAUAACAGCAAACACGAAAAUGAAAAUUGCUCAGAAAAUCAAAAUAUACCUAGGGAUGAACAUUAUUCUAAGGACAACAGCCCAGUGAAUGAUGUCUGUCACUCUGAUUAUGAAAGCAAAAUGAAUGGCAAAAAAUACGAAGAAAAUUACACUAUUGCAAAUGAUGAGACUUUCUCUGAAAGCACAACUGAUGAGAGAUGUCACACUCAAAUUCAGUGUAAAUUAAAUUACGAAAACUAUUCUCAAAAUCAAGGCAAAACAAAAGAUGAAAAUUAUUCCAGUCUUGAUGAAACCAAAGCUGCAAUCUGUUCAGAAAAUGAAAACACAUCUUAUAAAAAGAAACCUGAGAAUUAUUCUGAAAAUGAAAAUGAUAAAACCAAAUCAGGAAACUAUCUUGAAAAUGAUCAUGAAAACAAUCCUGAAUGCAAUUCUGGAAGUGAAGGUGAAGACAGACAUUAUCCUGCCAGCGUAUGUGCCAGCACACUUGAAACUUUCUGUGAAACUGAAAAUAAACAUGAAAAUCAAACUAAAGCCAAGAAUAAAGAUUACUCUCAAAGACAAGACAAAACAAAAGCUGAAAAUUACUCUGUGAAACAUAGGUAUUGUGAAGACCGAAAUGGCAUAAGGAAGAGACACAGAAGAACCUAUAUUAGUGAGGAUAAGUAAUAAUCUCAAUUAUGUAUGUAGAAUAUGAAAAAUGGGUGUGCUGAAGUACAGAAAGUCAUUUUAAUUUUAUUAGUGUCCUUUUUCUUCUUUAAGAUUUAGUUGUUAUUACUGUGUCUUACAUAAUAUACCAUGUUGUGAAGGCAUAAAAUUGAACUCUAGUGCAGACUGCAGCAGUAAUGCAUUUAUAUAAAUAGUAAGCCAUAAAAAUGUAAUCCAUAUUGCUUGGGAAACAGAAUAAAUAAAAUCAACUACAAACUAUACCUAGGAGCACCCUGUAGUUGAAAACAUUAUCUAUUAUUUUCACCUUCCUUCAGCUUUAAUAGAAAGUUGAUAUUUCUAAUAGAUAAUUUGCUUUCUCCACCCAUACAUGAAAAAAAAGAAAAAAGAAAAAAAAAAAAACA